GAGAUUCAAUACACCAGUUGCCGUUCCCAGGAAAAUGCACAUGAUUCUUCACUCUUCUCUUUUACUCACGCACUGAUUCACAAAAUCAAAGCCGCCACCUUCUCUUCACGCUUAUUACCUCUGGCCCCAAAACACUGAUCUAUGUGUGUGUGAGAGAGAGAGCACAAAAUUCUAUUUGUUUGUGUGUUCUUUGUGUCACUCUCAAGGGUCAGGAGCUACGUUCCUAGGCCCGCAAUGGUGGGCUCUCACGUAAAUGUGAAAGAGGGAUUGGAGAUUGAUGGCACUCUCUUUCUUUUGGUGGUGGAGAAGCAGUGAUCUUUGCGAGGCAGAUGCUAGAGGAAACGUGGUUUGGUUAGUCUAUGCUUUCUUUAAUCCCAUGGAAGGGGACCUGUGGAGAGUGUGGAGAAUUUAAGUGGCCAGGGGAGUUUCGCAAACUUCUCUUCCCUCAACUACAAUGUACGCACACACCGACGUUUAGACACGCGCGCGCACUCGAGAUCCAGAGAGCCCGGGCAUUACUUACAGGCUACAGCUACGCAACAAAGAGGGGAAGAAGAGUGUGUGUCAAAGCCAAAACGCGCUUCACAUCUGAAAGGAGCUCUCUCUCUUUCUGAUUUGAAGGGAUGAGCAGUGGAAGAAGAGAAGGGGACUGGAGCGAUUUAGUCUCCUGUGGUCCUAGGAUCAAGGAGAUGAAUUGAAUCACAAGUAUCCAGAAUUUCUCUCAUUUCUCUGUCCCUCUCUUUCUUUCUCUUUGCAGAGGUAGUUGAACCAUAGUAAAUGUAAAUGCUCUCUUUCUGCAAGGCAAGGGAGAUUGUGAGGGAGGGAGGGAGAGAAGGAAGAGGGUCUGGCUAUGGGAGAACAGAGAAGACAAGUUUUUCUGGUUUGAUUGUAAACUGUGGUGGUGGUGGGGGUGUGUCUUUGUUUUUGUGUUGUUGGGAUCUUGGAGAAGGUUAGCUCGUUUUCCAGGUGACAAAUUUUUGUUCCUGGAGCUCCUCCCAGGAAAUCUCAUUCCCAAUCAAAUUGUUUGUGAGGAUAUUUUGGAGGAAGCUUGCAAGGCAACAGGGGAGGAGGAAGGAGGAGAAGAAUCACUUCAAUCAUCAAAAUGGUACUACUACUACAUGAGGGACUUCUUCCUUGAAAGUUACUUCCACACCUCUCUCUCUCUCCUCCCUCUUUAUUCUUUCUCCUUUGAUUCCUCCAGAAAAGAGUGUAGAAGGAUGUUGCUGCUACUGCUGCUCCUCAUGCCUCCUUCUCCUUCCUCAUCCUCUCACAUUGCUGUGGUGAUGGAAGACUUGGCACCUCCAUGGCCUUCUCCUCCAGCCUCAAGCUCCGCCAGCAAUGGCAAUGGCAUCAACGCAGCUUCCUUCCCAAGAACUUCUCCUUCCUCCUCCUCUCCCAUGAGAUUCACGGCUCUUCACGUCACCAUGAUCUUCAUUGCUAUCCUCCUGUGCGUCAUCAUCUGCGCCAUUCCCUGGGACAACAUCAAAUGCAAUGGCAGCAGCGCCGACAACCAAAACCAAAAUCCUCACCACGAGCAGCCGGAAGAAACCGCGGCACUGGGCGACGAGGAGCAGCCGCAGCCGCAGCCGCAGCAGCAGCAGCCAGCCUCGGGCCUGACCAAAAAGAUAAUCAAAUCGUUCCAGCUGGUGAGGUAUGGAUCAUCGUCGCUGCGGGAAAAGGCCGAGAGCGACACCAGCGGCUGCGGCGGCUGCUGGACCGAGUGCAUGAUCUGCCUCAGCGACUUCCGGAACGGCCAGAUGGUUCGCAUCCUCCCACACUGCAGCCACGGCUUCCACCGAAAGUGCAUCGAACAGUGGCUCCACUCGCACACCUCGUGUCCAAUCUGUCGUAACGCACUGCUCGUUCCAGGCAGUCCGGAGAAAACCACAGCAGCUUUGCCACACCAACACCGUCGCCAUCAUCACCAGCCUGAGCAGCAGCAGUCUGGAGCUCAUCACCACCACCACCACCACCACCAGAGCCAGCUAGAGCAAGUCGUAGUCGUCGAUCCGGAGAGUACUCAGGUCGAGGAGGCCGGAGAGCGGGCUUCCGACGAUCAGGACGGCCAGAGUGUACAUAGCCGAGCUUACGUUGUUGAUUCAGACUGAGUUGAGAUGAUGAGAUGAUAGCAGCGAUGAUUAAUCUCGAGUUUUCUUCCUCCAGUCUUGUCCUUCUCUCCCAAAGACUUGAUCUUUAGCCUUUCGUCGCGUAGCUCAGCAGGCAUCUUCGUCGGUCUCGCAUCUCUCUCCGUCUCUAUCUUAUCACUUCCUCCCAGAAUAUCUGACCAUUCCGUAAGCCACUCCAUUCCAGGAAACCAAAGCCGAUGAUACUGAACCAAUCCAGUAACUAGUGAUGCCGACAUGUCCCAGUACUUGAGGUCACACGGACUGGAUAUCAGCAGCUCGCAAGGAGACGAGCGAGAGAGAGCUCUUUCGUAUUCCUUUUCUUUCCCAGUUCUGACACUGGCUAAGUUUUGCUGCCACUGCUGCUGCUGCUGAU
Selaginella moellendorffii is the source of this 2499-nucleotide messenger RNA. Its product is annotated as RING-H2 finger protein ATL54-like. Lineage: Eukaryota; Viridiplantae; Streptophyta; Lycopodiopsida; Selaginellales; Selaginellaceae. The coding region runs from base 1119 to 2108 and encodes 329 amino acids. The transcript has a single exon. The record is from RefSeq and is a predicted model, not a curated record.